Molecule: messenger RNA, 2001 nt
Organism: Parascedosporium putredinis
Lineage: Eukaryota; Fungi; Ascomycota; Sordariomycetes; Microascales; Microascaceae
Source: the annotation of a GenBank genome assembly
AUGCAGCGGCUCCUACCACGGAAGGUGAAUUGGAAAAAAGAAAUCCGCGAAUCCCCAGUGGUCAAUCAGUUUCGAGACAGGCUGCCCGACCGCGACUCAAUCGAGCAGCUCCGGUCCAUCACGGAUGGUUUUAUAGACGCCUCGUCCCGGACGCCUUUCAGCAGGCAGGCCUACUAUCGUGAAACAAGCCAAUGCGACGAUCUUUUCGCCGAACAACUGCGCGAUCUCUCGACCGACGACCCGUUCCUGGAAGCGGGCAUCGUGGCCUGCGCCCAUGUGGUGACGGCCAAGUGGGGCCGUGAUCGACUCCACAGGCUGCAACGCAUACACCUGGACAACCAUGAGACGAUCUUUAACGAAAGAGUGCCCGCUUAUCUCCGGUGCCUCACCCUAGUCCAUUCCGUCCGGCGUGACAUAGUGACGGACCUUGAGGCACAGGCAGCCAAGGAGAUGUUGGCGGCGAUUAGCGCCAAGAAGGCACGAUCCCGUUUUCCGUCCAUCUGGGGUACGCUCGAACACGUUGGGCGGGACGAAGAUGACCGCUUGCUGUCGGACCUGCUGGUAGAAACCAUUUUGCGCUCCACAAAUAUCAGAAACGCCCUGUCCGGGGAAUUGGAAACGCUGCGGGCCACGCAAAGAUGGGUGCAAGCAUACCGUAUUUGCCAGGAGCUUCAGAGCGUAACCGCGUACACCCGGGUAGCUCACAUUAUUCGAGACCUCCUUCCGAAUUACCCAAUGUGGGCAUCGUGGCAACCGAGUCCUUCACGUAUCACGUUGUGGGAAACGCCGACGUUGUUCCCCUACCGGGCCCGGCUCGCCUCUGUGCUGGAGCUCGAAGGGCCGGACGUGACGGGCAGACAGCAAAGAGUGCUGCGCCUCUCUAGCACCGGGACGUUCGACAUCUCCCACACGUCCAUGGGCAUGCACAUCCUGGAAGAGCUGCUCGACACCCUAGAUGUGGCCGCGGCAAUUGGCAGCGGGGCCGUCGACUUCUUCCUGGCGUCCUGCGUCGAGCCCACCCCCUUGAACGAGCGGUUCCUGCGGCGGCUGAAACAAGGGCUGAGCCUGAAAGACGACGACGCGGGGCGAGCGCUCGCCCACUUGACCCGCGCCCUGGCCCCCAACACUCCCAUGCACGACCGGAUGACGGCCUUCACGGACGCGCUGCCCGUCUUAGGCCGGUCCAUGGACCUGCAAAUGGCCUUUGGCUCGGCCGCUCACCUGGCGAUGUUGGCGCACGAAACUUUGACCAAGGUCCAGACGCAGUUUGGACGGGCCGUCGAGCGCGGGGACGAUUCCGAGGCCUUUGGCCUGCGCGUGCAGGCUUUGGCGUCUGCCAUGCUGGCGUCCGAGUGGCUGCACGGGCAUUGGACCCUCUGUACUUGGACAUGCUCCGCGACGUCCCGCCCGCGUCCACCGUGCGAGCGACUUUCGAGACCCUGCGAAAGUCGAGCCCGGACAGUCGUCAGCCCUUGGUCCGGCGUCUGCUGGUCACUCUCGCCUCUCUCGACCCUCGACAGGCCUCCCCACGCCGUAGCAAGCGCACCGGCGGAGCAGGCAAACGUGGUGAUGUUUGACGACCCGGUCUGGUUCGAGGACAUGACCAACGAGCUCGACAGGCUCCGCGCGACCAUCAAGCGGAUCAAGGACAUCGACUCCGACCUAGCUACGCAGUGCGUGCGGCAGUCCAAGCUGGAGAAACCCAGCUUCGUCAGCGACCUCGUGACCCGUCUGCAGGAUAACGACCAGGCCUCCGUCUCCCUGGCCGCGUGUAUUCGUAUGCGCGCGAACACGUGGAUGGAGAGGCGGGCCGACGACGCAUGCUGGACGGAGCUUCUCACGCACACGAUGCGCAUGAGGCCGCCGGGGCUGCUGGACAGGCUGGCAAAGGUGCUGCCGCCGCCCUCGUGGGAGAGGUGGGUGGAGAAUUUGAAUGCACUCUACGGCGGGGAUUUGCCGGACCUUGGGGGACCUUGGCUUUACGAGGCAAUCGAUCUCUGA